Messenger RNA from Stylophora pistillata, 633 nucleotides. Its product is annotated as riboflavin biosynthesis protein RibBA-like. Lineage: Eukaryota; Metazoa; Cnidaria; Anthozoa; Scleractinia; Pocilloporidae. The record is from RefSeq and is a predicted model, not a curated record.
AUGAAACCUGCAGGUAUUUUGGUUGAGAUUCUCAAUGAAGAUGGGACGAUGGCACGACUACCUGAGCUGAAAAAAGUUGCGGAUAAAUUCGAUUUAAAAUUGAUUUCUAUAGAGGAUUUGGUGGCAUACCGAAUGCAGCACGACUCGCUGAUUCAAAAAGUGGUAGAUAAAAAUUGGGAUACAAAAUAUGGGGCGUUUCGAUUAAGAGCUUACCGCCAAACCACCAGCGAUCAAAUACACAUUGCUCUUACAAAAGGGCAGUGGGAAAAAGAUUUUCCCGUACCUACGGCGGUGAUUUCCAAUGAUUUUGGCAAUGAUAUAUUGUCUUUUUUAUCUACCGAAAAAAAGCAUAAAAUAGAUAAGAUUUUUAGUAUUCUCGAGCAAAAUGAUUUUGGGGCGGUGGUUUUGAUCAACCAAGAAAAUCAUUUAUUCAACUUGCUUCAAAAAUUAAAAGAAGUUCCUGAAAAUGAACAACAAACCACCACAAUGGACGAACGAGAUUUUGGUAUCGGUGCACAAAUUUUACACGAUUUAGACAUUGCCAAAUUGCAACUCAUUACCAAUUCCAAACAAGUGAAACGCGUGGGAAUGAUCGGUUACGGAUUAGAAAUCACAGGUCAAAUUAAUUACUAA